This is a messenger RNA of Pocillopora meandrina, 8472 nucleotides long. NCBI's taxonomy places the organism in Eukaryota, Metazoa, Cnidaria, Anthozoa, Scleractinia, Pocilloporidae. The record is from the annotation of a GenBank genome assembly.
AUGUCUCUAGUGACUUGUGGCAGAUUUUUCCGGCCUUGCCUGAGUCGGGUUAGACCAGCAUUGAGUUCUCCAGGCCGGACUGGGUUUCGACUGUACAGUUCUUUCGAAAAAAGACCCAAUGUUGUAGUCAGUCGAGUGUUCACUCGGCCUGCAUCAGGCAGUAGUCAGAGCUCAGCCGGUGGAUUGAUGGGUGAUAAUAGCAUGUUGAUUGUUGGAAUCGGAUUGCUUGGAGGUUCUCUAUUAUACGUGAGUAUUUUUUUGGAGUUUCUAGACGGAGAUUCUAAAACGCGUAUUUGUCUGCAUAACUGCAGCUUCUUUCUGCUUUGAGGAUCACCUGCCUCUUACGCGAGAUUCGGCUACGAGCAUCCAUUUUGUGGGAGGGGAGGGUUAGGUUGUUUAUGUACCACUGUACAUGAUAUAGAGUUCAAAUUGAAACCAUGCACGCUUUCACUUUCAAAAGCUGUGUUUAUAUGAGAGUUUUGUAAUAGUGGUUGUGGCGUUUUUAUAUUUGCAUGAAUUUUUAAAAUUAUACUAUGAAAGUAAAAGAGGGCAUUUUCCAAAGUAACAUUGCAUCAUGUAACCACAAGGUGGCGGGUGGAGGGGGGUAGGGGCUUGGAGAAUGCUGGACAGUUGAUCAAAUGAGAGACACCUUGUCACUGGUAAAAAGUCUUCUUGCUUCAAUAUAACUUUCCAAUAUACCAUGAAGAAGAGUCCAGAUUCUUCACACCCUAGUAGUAAUGGCAGAAGAUAACAAUUUCAUGUGAAGUUAUAUCAAUCAACCAAUGCAUAUUUUGUCAUGUUGGUGAAGUAACUUGUCCUGAAGGGGAAGAUUUCUUUUCAAACCUUUCACAUGAUUAAUAUAUUGUUUCUCUUUACUACAUCGGUACAUGGAAAAACUUGAAUGGUCCUGAGACAAUGAGAAAUAUCAAGAUGAGGAUAUGGUUUUUUUAACACCAAAUUCUUGUAACUAGCAUUAUAAGAAAUGUACAUUUGGCAGGUAGUAAAGAGAAUUGACCCUUAGAUCAUUGGUGAUAUGAUCAAAACAAAUCCUUUCUUCCAAGUCAAGAAAAAUUUGGCUGCAAGUCAUAUGGGUAGAUACACUCUGUGUACUUGUGUGUAGUUAUUUCUUUGUGUUUUCGAGAAGGUAGUGAAAAUCUAAGUGUAAAGGACUUAACAAGCUAAUGUUUAUGAUUUUUCAGCCUUUUGUAGAUGACUGAGGACUAUUCAAUUUAAAGAAAAAAAAAGAUAUUUAAAACAAAUAACUGGGCUGUUAUUCCCAAAUUGCAAUUGAUUAUUUUUAUAUAAAACUCCAAAUAAACAGUUAUCUACCUUUGAACUUCAGAGUUAUUCAAAGAUGUUACUCUGUGAUUGCCUUUUAAAUUGGAAUAGUAAAUGCAUUUGAGAUGAGAAUGAAUUGUUGAUAUUGACUGACAGUAGCAGUAUAUUUAAUGGAAAUCAUCUAUUUUCUUGGGUUUUUUUUUUUAUUUCAAGCUUGUAUACAGUGGCAUGUUUAACCCUUAUGAAUCUCCCUCAUCAAAACCAGCAGUUUCUGAGGAUGCUGCAGUAGAGGUGAGUUACAAAAUCAAACAUAAAAAGAGAGAUGAUUAUCAUAUUGAUAAUGUAAUAUCUAGAUUGAGGUGAUAUUUGAUCAGUCAGAAAAGUUACCUUGAAACAAACAAUACCAAGGUCUUCAAAAUUGGCUUGAAUCUAUGAUCUUUGUGCUUAAAUGUGAUUGUUAUUUUCUUUCUAUGGAUAUUUCAGUAAUAUUUCCUACUUUAAACAGUACUUAAAGUUUGAGUGGUAAUUUUUAUCAAUUAAAUGGAACUGAAGAUAUAUACAACUGCAGCUAUUGUUCUACUUUGCAACUUUAAAAGACAAGUCAAAAAAGUUUCAAAUUUUCAAAAUUUAUGCGGAAAAUGUGUCAAUUGAUGAGCUAUUGAAGGAAUAAUGUCCAAAAUUUUUCUUAUCACAGCUGCCUGCUGAUGAGGCAAAGACUGCGACAGAAGUGGUAGUCGAGGAAACAGUUGUUCCAUCAGAAUCAACCAAAGAAGAGAGCCCAGCUGUCAAAGAACCAAAAGAAGAGGCAAGUCAGGAAAUUACCUCACAACAAGGUAUAGCGUUUUGUUCUAUGUAUGACUGUUGAUACCUUGCUGUCCCCUUCCCCUCCUAGAAGUAAAGAAGUAGCUAAUGAGAGGAGGGGGGGAAGCCUUGGGUGUGCAUGAAUCUCUCUUGCCUUGUAAGAUGCUCUACCCUCCCCUCUCCUCAAGACUGGAAUCUUCACUGUGGACCACUUGAAACCCCAGUACAUUUCAAGCAGUUUUUUCUCUUUUUUAGUUGAAUAUUAAUUUGUGUACCCUCUUGAACUGUCUUAUGCUUUGGGAAAUUCUCUAGGAAACUACUGCUUUUCAUAGGAUUGUGCUUAGCAGAAAAUUGAUUUCAAAAGCUUUAAAAGAAUUGGAAAUUACAAAAUCAAAUUACUUUGUCAAGCUAUUCCUAGAAGAUUCUUGAUCACAAGAAAAUAUGGUGAAUCACUGAAGUUUUUUGUUAAAGGGACUGCCUUGUUACUUAAUUUUUAUCUAUCAAACAUGAGCUAACAUGAACAUUCCCUUUCCAAACUCUGUACACUUUUUUUGUGUCCACCCAUUUUUGUAGAUGCACCACCCCCCUUGCCAGAAAUUCCAGAACAUGCAACAUAUAUCUUGGUGGGUGCUGGCACAGCUUCCUUUGCAGCCUACAGAGCCAUCAGGAAAGCUGACAAGUCUGCAAAGGUAUUUGACUUCUUGAAGUAUGUGAAGUAACAAUUUUAGAUCAUUAUGGGGAAUAAGUAGAGAGUUUUAAGAGUAUAUAUUCCAGAGAGCCUUGGUGUCUGUAGUUUUAUGCAACAUUGUAGUAUAUUUAAAUUAGCCACUGGGCUUUGGUUUCAUUUUUGCUAGUCAUACAUCACACAACUUUUGUUUGAGUGUUUUCAAGGUAAGUUAUGUUAACCUUUUAACUCCCAAGACAAUAUCAAGAGCACAAGUGAUGAGAGUAAAGAAAUGAUUAAUUCUGAGUUGAUCUAUUACCUAAUUGCACUAACAUCACAAGAAAUGUAUAACAGACAGCAAGGAGAAUUACUAUGAAGAUCUUGAGAGUGAAAGGGUUAAACCAUUGUUUGCCACCUCAGGUGCUGAUCAUAGGAGAUGAAGAGUAUCCGCCAUACAUGCGGCCUCCACUUUCUAAAGAGCUGUGGUACUGUGAUGAUGAAGAACUGGUGUCCGAUCUGAAGUUCAAACAGUGGAAUGGAAAGGAAAGGGGGUAAGAUUGUCCUUUAACUGACAGGAUAACUUCAUUAGCUUAUAUUAAAUUCUCAGUACUUAAGUCUAUUUAUUUGAUGCGUGUGAACUUUUAAAGCAGCUUAGAGCACAUGUAAUAGGUUGUAGUUUCUUAUUGGAAAUCCGAAUGUUGUUCUGUUUAUUUUGCACUGCAGAAUAUUUUUUGAACCAGAGAUAUUUUUCUGUAAACCUGGUGAAUUACCAAGUAAGGAGACGGGUGCAGUUGCUCUGCUCAAAGGGAAAAAGGUGAGGAUAAGUUGCAGAGUUCUGCUAUUUCAAAGCCCCCCAAUAAAUUGUAAAGUUCUUGUAAACAUCUUAUUAUUACAAACUUAAGGCUUCCCUUCUGCCAGUGAUGACCGCACACAUGCAUGUUUGUGGUCAUUGUCAGUGAGAAAUAUUAUUUAUAUCAUAAAUCAACUAAUUUGGCUUUGAUUGACAGUGCUUUUUGUUUUUUGUGCUGAGCAGGUUGUAGGAAUUAACAGUAGAGAACAAAAAGUCAAGUUAGAUGAUGGAGCAGAGAUUGGAUACGAUAAACUGCUUUUGGCCCCAGGUUGGUAUUUAGAUUUAUUAAUAGACUAAGUGUUGGUAUCCUCAGUAUUUUUGUCUAGCAUGGGCAUACCAUAAACAUCAUAUUAUUGUUUGCAAAAAAAUUAAUGUGUGAUAAAUGACUCAUCAGGGUAAAUAAAAUUUAAAUGUCAAAUUUGCUGAUGUGCAGGUGGUAUUCCAAAGAACCUGCCCAUUUUUAGAGAAAGCAGUGACGAAGUCAAGAAGAGAACAACACUAUUUAGAAAGGUGAGAUGAAUGAAAUUUAGCUCACAGAGGUUAAUAGCAUGGAACUUCUCCUAACAGUGUCAAUGAAUUACUAAGCAGGAAGGUGGUACGAAAUGGAAAAACCUAUCACUCAGGAAUAUUAUCUCGACAUAAUUGUAAAAUUCUCUCCACCAAAUUUAUGAAGAAAUGCUAAACAUCUAGAAGGGAGAAUUAUAUUGGGAUCAUCAGAUUUUGGGGGGAGGGGUGGGGGUUGAAAAUUUGAACACAUCACUUUACUAAAAUUGUUAAAGCCUAUGAAAACAGACAUUCAUGCACUUGAAAAAGUAUUUUAAUCAGCGAGUCCCUUAAUGCUACUAAUGUAAUUUUGGUAUUAUAUAUUUUCCAGGAUUUUCCCUCUUGAUCUGCAAAGAAUAUACAUUAAAAUUAACAUGAAAAACCAGUUUUAAGGACUUAAUGAAAUUGCUCAAACAUUAAGUGCCUUCCUGCAUUAUUUUUGCUUAAAAGUACUCUGAAAUUUCUUGAAGUAAUUACACUUUUUUAAUAUGUUCUGUUUGUUUGAAAAGCCUAAUUAUACUAGUCUUGUUAUUACUCAAUGGAAGACUAAAAUAUGAGGACUAAUCUUUGUCAUAUUUUCAGAUUAAAGAUUUCAAGGAGCUUGAUAAAGCUGUCAAAGAUGCCAAAUCUGUGGUUGUUGUUGGUGGAGGCUUUCUUGGAAGUGAACUGGCCUGUGCACUUGGCCACAGAGGUACCACACUGUUGUAGUAGCUAUAAAACAAAUCAAUUCCUUGUUGCUGUACAUGUAUUUCUGUUCAGUAAUAGGUCAAAUUUGGUCAGAACAAAAAUAUGACCCACAAGGUGCAGCUGAGGGUGUCAUUGAUGUUCUUUACACAUUUUAACAUCUCCUGUGAUCAGUUCCCUUACAGAUGCAUUGCAACAUGGAUUCUCAUUGUUUCAUAUGAUAAAAAAAGCAAAAUAUUGUUAAUGGUGUUGCCAUGUAUGCAUCUGCCCUCCAAUAGAUCAAAGGCAAGAACCAAUCAAAAAUAUAUAUUUUCACCUUUGCAACAUCAAUUGAUUUAAGUUUAAGUCUUAAAACCUUUAUGUUGCAAUUUGCCAAGGGAGACAUUUUCAAUUUUUUUUUUUUCAUCAGGAAAGAAAACUGGGAUGAAUGUGAUGCAAGUAUUUCCAGAGGAUGGUAACAUGGGAAAAGUGUUGCCAAAGUAUCUUACAGAAUGGACAACUAACAAAGUCAGGAAAGGUAGGAGAAACUUAGAUUUUUUUUUGUACCAUGAGUGAAUUGACAAAGGGAUGUUAAUGAAGCCAGAUGUGGACAAAAAGCAGAGGUAGCUGGGUAUCAAGUUUUAUUAUCAAUCUUCUCACAUUAUGCUAUGUUAACCUCAUCCAGCCAUGUCUACUAAGAUUUGACAAAAUAUUUAGGAAAAGUUUUGAAGUUGCAUAUGUAGCCCUUGCAUCAUCUAGGCUCACAUGGUGCAGAAGCCUUCCAGUCCAAAAAGACAACCUUUCAAUAGGCUAAUUAAAGAAAUUUUCUCGGCCACCUUUCCAGCUGAUGAUUCAAUGAGGUUUCCUGCACAUCAGUCUUAUAUACAACUCUGUUGCAAGUUUUUUAAGUCCAACACAUGUAAUGCUUUUCUCAUUGAUUCAUAUCAUCUAGAGGGUGUAGAUGUGAAACCAAAUUCCACAGUAGAACAUGUGUCAUUUAGUGAUGGCCAAAUAAAGCUGAGACUUAACUCUGGUGACGAGGUGAGUAACUAAAUGGUAUUGAUUCCUCUUGCCUAGUAACUCUUAUGUUUAAGGUUAGUUUUGAUAAUUUUGAGGUAGAGCAAUGUUUUAUACGCUAGUAUUUAACUUAAUCUUAGAUUCAUUUUUUCCUUCUUUUGCUAUAAAACCAUAGAUCAAAGCAGAUCAUAUAAUUGUAGCAGUAGGUCUGGAAGCUAAUGUAGAGCUUGCAAGUGCUGCUGGGCUUGAAGUGGACCCAAUCCUUGGUGGUUAUCACGUGAACUCAGAGCUGGAAGCAAAGUCUAAUAUUUGGGUGGUAAGCAACUCAAAUAUCUCCUUCUCUCCUAUUUCCUCAUUUCCUAGACAGGGCUGCAUAUGCAUCAGUUUUUAAAAUUUUUCCCCUAAAGUGCCAAUUAAAGGAAAUUUUUUUGGUCAGGCCGGUGAUGCUGCUUGCUUCUAUGAUCCGAACCUUGGCCGACGAAGAGUUGAACACCACGAUCACGCUGUGGUCAGCGGCCGACUGGCGGGAGAAAAUAUGACUGGCUCUAGGAACCCAUAUUGGCAUCAGUCCAUGUUUUGGUCAGUAGAAAUGGUAAUUUUGAUUUCAGAAUUAAAAGAACUUCGCUCUGUGAUUGUCCUCAACCAAACUCGUCUUGCACCACAAUCAAUCGGAACCCUUUCAAAAACCAGGCGCGACCUUAUCACUUGCGUUUUCCGACACCCCAUAGAGUUGCAAAUUCUUACUUUGAGUUCUGUUUGGCCUCUUGAGAUAUUUUCGUUGCUUUAAUUGGCCAUUCAUUAGGUUUUGGUUUUGCUGUUUCCAACUGAUUUUCUCUCUGUCAAAUGAAGAUUUUAAUCGAACUGAUUUUUUUUUUCAAAAUCCCUCUGCCAAAGAGAGUGUUGGGAAUUGCAUUAAAGCUUGGGGGGGAAACACAAUUUACUGACCGAUGAAUUUGCAGAUGAAUGCCAUGAUUUGGGAAUCAAAUGAAUGUGAUGGCUUCAAGAAGAACGCAUGCGGAACUUCGGUUGAAGUCAGCCAACUUAAAAUUCUCGUGGGAUGAGUAAAAUCAGUUUAUUUUGCAAAAGAAUUCGUGAAUGGCCGAUUGAGAUCGAACAGUAAAAUUCGCGAAAUUGGUAGGGCCAAUAUGAGGACUUCGCAAUGCCUCUCUGCUUCAAGGAGAAUAAAUAUAUCCUGACAAGAAAUAGGGUGCGGUUUGGAAAUUGUCCAUUGACCUGGAAUUGCAACAACUAUGCUUUGUAUUACUUGGUAGGAGUGACCUGGGUCCUGAUGUUGGAUACGAGGCUAUUGGUCUGGUAGAUUCCAUGCUCCCCACCGUGGGAGUCUGGGCCAAGGCGACGAAAGCUGACACUCCUAAAGCUGUAGUGGAGGCCACGGGAGAAAGUUUACGUUCAGAAACCGAAGGCGAGGUAUAAAACUUGACCGUGAUAAACUUUGAAAGAAAUUCUGAGACCACUCUAUUUUACGCUAUCUAAUUGUGCGUGCUUAACUAUUGUUUUUACCUUAGGGUGCUGCCUCUUCUCCAGUUUCCACUGAGCCACCCGCUCCAGUCUCCGCUGAAUCAUCGGAGGAGUUUGGCAAAGGUGUCGUGUUUUACGUGAAAGGAAAAAGAGUUGUGGGAGUCGUCCUGUGGAACAUCUUCAACAAAAUGCCGAUCGCUCGAAAGGUCAGAUUACUAUGAGAUCUCUUUCCCCCCCCCUCCCCCUGCCUAAAAGGAAAACUGCUACUAUGGAGUUGUGAUGUCUCGAAGUGCAACAGACUAGCGAAAAAAGUCCAGACUAACAUUACCUCAAAGAACAAUUUUCGAUGAAAAUAAUUAGGAACUGAAUUGGUUUUGCUCCACAUUAUAUUGGUCCAGAAAACUCGUACCAACGUUUUAACCAAUAAGAUUUAAACUAAAAUCCAUCAGGACUUGAUCAACCGCAAAUUUCCAUGAGUUUUAGCGGCUCCAAAUGAUAUUUAUCUCUGCUCUGAUUGGUUGUUGCGAUUACUUUGGGCGUGGUUGAACUGCAUUCAAUCGAAAAGCAAACUAGAGAAAAUGAUCAUUGGUACUUUAUUCAAUGAUUUUUCUACAUCAGCAUCGCUCUCAGCAUCUCUUUCCUUCGACCGCCUCUCCUCUCCUCUCCUCACCUCGCCUCCUCCCCCCCUCCCUCCCCUCCCCCCUUUCCCCGCCUAUGGCGGGCUGAAGGUAGUAGUUGGAUUUAAACCACCUACACUUUUUUGCGCUUUUUAUUUCAAACUCAUCCACUGGUUGCAUUUUCUGCAGAUUAUCAAGGAAGGCAAAGAUCAGGAUGAUCUCAAUGAACUCGCGAAGCUGUUUGAUAUCCACAAAGCGGGCUAAUUCAACGCGUUUUACCUGUUUUCACGGACGUUUUUUUGAAGAGUUGGACAAUGUUGACAAAUAGCCUUGGUAGAAACGCAGGCUCUUGUCAGCGGACGUAAAAAGGGUCGAAGUGGUAACGGGUGUACUAUCACCAUAAAGGUCCCAGAUGGUUGUAACGACCUUAUGUUGUGAUAGAAAGACUGGUGAAUUUUUACGUUUAGUCGAACAGUCUUAUUUGUUAUAAAAUGCGAAUUGCUCAGCGGCGAGGGAAAUGUAGAAUAAAUUCUGAUAAUAAAGAUCUAUAUUUUUACGUC